Messenger RNA from Cryptomeria japonica (Japanese cedar), 1295 nucleotides. Its product is annotated as reactive Intermediate Deaminase A, chloroplastic. The transcript is spliced from 6 exons. Gene Ontology annotation, molecular function: deaminase activity. Gene Ontology annotation, cellular component: cytosol. Bases 356 to 928 code for a protein of 190 amino acids. Lineage: Eukaryota; Viridiplantae; Streptophyta; Pinopsida; Cupressales; Cupressaceae. The record is from RefSeq and is a predicted model, not a curated record.
CACUCGGCUGUGCUCACGGAGCUAAUUCAUUAUUUUACCAGCACAACUUUGGUUUCCCGACGAAAUUGCCGACAACAUCACACCGCCGGCAACCGUUUACCGGCGUGAGACAAUUCCGGUGGGAGUGCCUCCCACAGGGAAUAGCCUAUCAGCUAAAAAUCUCACGUGAAUAUGCUGCCGCCUGCCAGUCUCAAUCUAUAACGAGGAAAAAAAUAAAAUUCUAGCCGAAGGUAUUUAGUCAGAGGAAUCGACAAAACUAAAAUAAGCAAUAAGGUUCCUUUCUAAUCUGCGAAAGGGAAGGCUUGGAAGCGUAAAACCCUGAUUACAAGUUGUUGGAAAUUUGUAUUGAGGGAGAAUGACCAUGCCAAUGUCAUUGGCGAAGUCUUUUGGUUCGAGCCGGGGAACCCCCAGAUUAAUUGCGCAUGGAGCAGCAUUUUAUUCGCUGAGAGCUGUUGGAUCCAAACUCAUAUCACUCCAACACCCAGUAUUUCCCAAGCCUUCCUCUUUUGCUUGGACUGGAACUGCGCGCUGCAUGGCACAUGCUGCUGUUUUAAAGGAGGCUGUUCAAACAGACAAGGCACCGGCAGCAUUGGGUCCUUAUUCACAAGCAAUCAAAGCUAACAAUCUUGUAUUUGUUUCUGGUGUUCUAGGUCUUAUUCCUGAGACUGGAAAGUUCAUUUCAGAUGGUGUGGAGGAGCAAACUGAACAGGUUCUGAGAAACAUGGGAGAGAUCUUGAAAGCAAGUGGUGCAAGCUAUUCUUCAGUUGUCAAAACAACUAUUAUGUUGGCAGAUCUGAAUGAUUUCAAGAAAGUGAACGAGAUUUAUGCAAAGUAUUUUUCAUCGCCUGCACCAGCUCGCUCUACUUAUCAAGUUGCAGCGUUACCAUUGAAUGCAAAGAUUGAAAUAGAUUGUAUUGCAUCCCUAUAGGGUCUGGGUCAGCUACUUGCUUUAAAUUGGCUCACCCGUUUCUGUUGGUGAAGAGCAUUUGCAAUCUUUUCAGGAUAUUGGCCUCUUGUACAAAGAUAAUAAUUUUAACCUUGACACUGAAAACAACUGGUCAGAAAUGAAAAUAUUGCAGUUCCUGUCAUUUUCAUGCAUUUUUCAGAAAAUGCAAAACCAAGAGAGUUGAUUAAGGAAUUCUAUAUUCCUCUUUUAUGCAUCAGGUGAGUUGAUUGACUUAAGGAAUUCUGUAUUCCUCUUUUAUGCGCCUUUUGUUAAUGUAUGCAUCAGAUGGGAUCAUAUUGUACUUGGUAUGGUUUAAAAAAUCAAUAGCACUAAAACUAUCUGUGAUACA